Messenger RNA from Glarea lozoyensis ATCC 20868, 1617 nucleotides. RefSeq lists its product as uncharacterized. Lineage: Eukaryota; Fungi; Ascomycota; Leotiomycetes; Helotiales; Helotiaceae. The transcript is spliced from 2 exons. The record is from RefSeq and is a predicted model, not a curated record. The coding region runs from base 1 to 1617 and encodes 538 amino acids.
AUGGCUGCGGUCUCUGCACCGCAUGCCCAAAGUGCAUUGACACCGCCGACAAGUUCUCAUGGAGGAGCGGCUUCGUGGAACUAUUCUUUACCCUCGCAAUCAGAGAACGUUCCACACUCAAAAGCAAACGACCAUGCAAGACCUCCCUUAUCACAAGCCAAUGGACACGCCCUGGGCCACAAAUCUUCACGAUCUGACAUGGCUUCAAAGCGAGCGGAUAGCUUUUCUCAACCUUCCUCGUCCGGCCAUCUUGCCCCCGCUCGCGUGAACGCUCUCGCUCGCAAAGGAAGCAGCAUUAGUGACACACCUAGCGCACCCGAUAGCCUUUUAGAUCUGUACGGUGAGAAUCGGAGCGCGAUGAAUAGUGUAGAUUAUGGAGACCGCGCACUAGUGGGCAAGGACGCCUACGAUGUGGAGGACCCAGAACAUUCAAGAUGGAUACACAGAGACAAACUUGCGCGGAUAGAAAGCCAAGAACUCCAGGCGGCUGGCAUCGUUCUUCCACGGACACGAGCUACUAGCAAAUCGAGUCGACGGGAGCAUAGUCGCGACGCGCAGGCGAACGGUCAUAGAAGCGAACAAAGUGGCCAGAAGAGACGGCGUAUUGAGGAAGACGCGCCAUUAGAUGAAGAAAGUUCUGCGCCAGAGGCAUGGGAUUUGCGCUUACCUGCCGAAAUUGCUGCGGACCCAUCAGAAGGUUAUCGAGACAUGAGUGGCGGCGUGAAGGGAGUGUCUAGGAUACCUGUGCUUAAAACAAGCCCUCUGCCAAUACCAAUGGAACAUCUGGAGCGGGAUAAGGUGCUACGGAGAAGGAACAGCAAUCCAUUGAUGUCUGAUGACGAGCCCAUAACUAACACCAAAACCCGUGGUCGAAGUCAAAGCAUCAAAAUAUUGGAAGAUGCGACAUCAACACCCACACCGGCAAGCCGAGUAAUUUCAGACAACUCGCCUGCCAAAAAGACUCCUGCGCCGAGAAAGGUAACUGGGGGUGCGUCUGUUCCGCCAAAGUCGAAAAACAAAACACCCGGCAGAGAUACUAACUCAGGCCAAAGACCUUCGACCCGAUCUGGCGAGCUGGGGACCACUGGAAGUCUUACCAAGCGCCCGGAUAGCAUCACUAAACGUCCUGAGGGUGAUCCACCAUGGUUAGCAACAAUGUACAAGCCGGAUCCGCGACUACCACCAGAUCAACAACUUCUCCCAACUGUAGCAAAAAGAUUACAGCAGGAGCAAUGGGAGAAGGAAGGAAGAUUCGGCAAUACCUAUGAUACUUCAUUUCGACCACUAAAUGACGAGCAACUACCUGAAAAGCAUGUUCCACCACCAAUUAUGCUCGAGCCAUAUCCAAAAACACCAGAGCAGCCAUCGGCGGAAUGGCCUCUGAAGGCUCCAAAAAGCCCUGCUUUGAGCUCUGGGAGACCUGGCACAGCUGGGAGAACGGAGAGCUAUUCUGUCAUGCCAAAAGUUGCCCCUUCACCGCGUCUCGGCACUACACCACAUAUGGGAAAACCACAGGGAGUUGGACCCUUGCCAAGCCCAAAGCCGCCAGUCCAGGCGCCAGAAGCACCUGAGCCCAAGAAAAAAGAAGGAGGGUGCGGUUGCUGUGUUAUAAUGUGA